This is a messenger RNA of Microtus oregoni (creeping vole), 1502 nucleotides long. It is a transcript of the gene Znf296, whose product is annotated as zinc finger protein 296. The coding region runs from base 110 to 1486 and encodes 458 amino acids. The record is from RefSeq and is a predicted model, not a curated record. The transcript has 3 exons. Gene Ontology annotation, molecular function: DNA-binding transcription factor activity; RNA polymerase II cis-regulatory region sequence-specific DNA binding. Gene Ontology annotation, cellular component: nucleus. Gene Ontology annotation, biological process: negative regulation of dendrite development; regulation of transcription by RNA polymerase II. Lineage: Eukaryota; Metazoa; Chordata; Mammalia; Rodentia; Cricetidae.
GGAGCCACCGCAGGACCAGCACGUGUAAAAAGUUCGGCGCGGGUCUCCGCAGGCCACUCACCUGAGCGUCCGGCGGCCGAGCGGGUUGUCUGGACCUGCGCCGUACUCCAUGUCCCGCCGCAAGGCCGGCUACGUGCCGCGCCGCGUAGACCCCGAGCCCGACCAAGACGACAUGGAGACGCCAGAGCUCGUCAUUGAUGUGAAGCCAGAGCGCGACGCGGGGGCCUUGGCCCUGGGACCCUUGGCCCCGAAGGACGUGUCCAUGCCGGGACCCCUUGGUACCGAGCGUCGUUUCGGCACUGCCCCGCUGCCCCUCGGCGCGCGCAGCCCGUGGGCCCCGUGGAUACCGCUGAGCCUUGAACCUUCCGACCGCCAGCCCUGGACCAACAAGCACCCAGAUCUGUUGACCUGCGGCCGCUGCCUGCAAACCUUCCCAUUGGAGGCCAUCAUCGCUUUCAUGGACCACAAAAAACUGGGCUGUCAGAUCCUCCAGGACGUCGGCCCCAUUUCAGAAUCCAAGGAGAUGAAGGCUCUGAGCUGUCUGCGAUGUGGCAGACAGUUCACCGGAGCAUGGAAGCUGCUAUGCCAUGCCCAGUGGGAUCAUGGGCUAUCCAUCUACCAAACAGAAUCGGAGACCCCAGAAUCCCCACUGUUGGGCCUGGCUGAGGUAGCUGCAGCUGUGUCGGCAGUGGCAGUGGUAGGACCAGUUGAGGACAAGCCCACCACAGUGAGUAGUGCUGCCCGGCGGAGCCCCACUUGCUUGGUGUGCAAGAAGACCCUCAGCUCUUUCAGCAACCUCAAGGUCCAUAUGCGUUCCCACACUGGUGAACGACCCUACGCCUGUGACCAGUGUCCUUACGCCUGUGCUCAGAGCAGCAAGCUCAACAGGCACAAGAAGACCCACCGACAGCUGACACCUGGGAGUCCCUGCACCCCUGCCACCAGCAGGGGGGUCUCUCCAACAGCCCCUCCAGAACCAGCUGACCAUGCAGCUGCUCCAGCUAGCACACUCCCACACCAGGAGGUGGAGAAGGCUGGAGCUGCAGCCACAGCAGGAAUACAGGAACCUGGGGCCCCUGGCAGUGGGGCUCAAGCAGGCCCAGAUGCUAUGGACUGGGGAGCCACUGCCAAAGUACAAAGGACUGACCCUAUAAAGGGUGAGAAGCCAACACCCAAGAAGACCCCCAAGUCGAUGGGCAAGAGCCGCGGACCUGGGAGCAGCUGUGAGUUCUGCGGGAAGUAUUUUGCCAAUAGCAGUAACCUGACAGUACACCGGCGCUCACACACUGGUGAACGGCCCUAUGCCUGUGACCAGUGUCCUUACACCUGCGCCCAAAGUAGCAAGCUCAACCGCCACCGCCGCAUGCAUGGUCUGGGGCCUGGCAGUCCCCGCUAUAAGUGCCCACACUGCUCUGUUCCGUUUGUCCUCCGAGCCACACUGGAUAAGCACAUAUGCCAGAAACAUCCAGAGAUGGUCUCAGUGUAGUUCUGUUGUCUCUUCA